CUUUAGGCUGCCUUGUCAUGAAGCGUGGAUUUGGGUCUCUGGGCAGGAGGGUGACGUCUGCAGCAGCGUGGGGCAGCGGAUGAGCAUUGCUCUGGGCCGCCAGCAUGGUGCAGUAAAAGGGGUCUCCGUGCUUUUCCCAAGCGCCUUUCAAAAUACCUGCACUAGCUGUUGCAAUUACUAGUAACCAGAGCCGCCCUUGUCUGAGGAGGGGAACCCUGAAUGCCUGAGUGUCACACAGGAUAAGGCUUGUCGAAGUUGGAGUCCCUUUGGUACAGAUGGCUUCUGCAAAAAAUAAGCAACUCUGCAGUAAUUCCCGCUUGUACUUUACCAGCUCUUUCAAAUAGGAUCUGUGCAGGCAUGUGAGGGCAGAGCAGCAGAGUUUUCUGGGGAGACUCAGCAGUUGUCCUGACUUUCAGUUCAUUCAGAGUCAGCCUGGGGCAAGCUAGUGAGCAAGCCAGUUAAGAGUGAGAUGUAGCUCUGUUUUAUUGCGAUACUGCCCAAUAGCUGAAGUUCUCUGGGUGGUUUGUAAAAGCUUCCACUCCCCCCUCCUUGUCUUCUCUAGGGCAGGGUGUUCUUCCAAAUGAAGCCCUUCUUCCCUCGCUCUCCCAGUGGCCUCCAGAUUGCAGUAGAAGUGCAGCAUCCCUCGGCCUUGUUGGAGGGCACCAAGCUGGGGAAGGCCGGCCUUGCUCUUUUCUUUCCCGGAGGCCUGGGCUGGUGUGGGGGUUGCACUCUGUCCAGGGCAUGGCGUACAAGGCUGCACUGUUCAAGCGUGCCUCAGCCAGGGCUCGCCUGGCACCGGGAGCAGGCACAAGCCGGCUCGCCAGCAAGUACUGAAGGACACUGUCUCCCCAGGAGUGCUCGGCGUGCUCUCACAGCUGACGCCUUGUUUUCCCUCGUGUGCACAUGCCCCACACUUGCAGCAUUAACCUGACAAGCGCGAGUCGUCCUGUGGCUCUUCAGGCGAGCCUGCUUUCUUGAGCCUGACCACCGCCCCGAUGCCUGGCCGGCACCUCCGUCCUCUCGGCACCAAGGAGCCACGUGAGCUUCGCAAAGGCUCACCUCCAGCACGGAACCCACAUGUGGCUUGAUGGCGGAACAAAGCCUCUGCCAGCUGUUUGGAAAUGUGGGUUCAGACUUCGGGAUGAAUCAUUCUGCAAAACACACAUGCUCUUGAGGCUGUGGUGAGUCGGAUCCUGGCUGUGGCCAACUCCCAGCGCAUCUUCCUCCCCUUUAAAGCCCGAGGAGGAGUGCAAACAGCUCCAGAUGUUGCUGCUGGUCCAGGCUGUUCUUCCUCUGUGUUCUGCCAGGACAGGCAGCUAGAACAGUGUCGAGGAGGGUGGGUGGGAGUAGGCGAUUCUUUUCAUCAUUUCCCCCCACCUCCCCGUUGAUCCACAACUCCACUGCCUUUCCUUCUCCACCUCCCUUGCAAAUGGCUUGUAUCACUCUGAGGAUGAGGUAGCAGGAAAAAUGACUGCUUUUUCUGUAAGAGGGUUUUUUGGCAGGCAGGGAGGUGGGCGUGGAAUCACUUACGUCGCAGGUUUGGCCAUUCUCUUUUCCCCAAGUUUUCAAACUUGUUUCACCAUCUAAGAGUAUUGUAGCAUUUUGGCCAACAACAAGAUGCAGUUUGGGGGAAAAGGACGUUUGCUUAAGGAUGGCAAGAAUGUCUGGUGAUGAAUGUGAGGAGUGUUUCUUCUGUCUCUCUCAACAAAGAUUGAAAUUCUUGUGCGCCUGAACAGGCGUUGUAUUUUCAGAUGGAAAGGGACGCCUUUGCGUGGAGUCCCCGUUGUUCCAGCUGUGGGCGAGUUCCAGCCCAUCAAGUGCCAAGCGGCUAUUUCAACAAAGAGAAGUCAGCCUAUAGCAAGAUGUAGUGGACUCCACCUCAGUGGCAGAACUCUGUCUAGCCAUUGGAACAGGAACUUGUGAUAGCCUAGAUGUGGGACUGAAACGAGUUGGUGGCGCUUGCAAACAACUCUUGGCGUGUGCAUUUGAUGCUUUGUUGGAUCGCCUCUGACUUCAGCAGUUCAGAUAUGUGGGGUGCUUCAGCUGGUAGCUGGCAGCUGUGUGUGUGUCUUCCGAGGGAAAGGGUCUGCCUCGUCCUCCCUGCUUAUUGUACUCUGUGUUCAGCGCUACCGUACGGGGCUGUGCAGAUUCAUGUCCUGCGUUGAGUGACUCAUUUCCUACUGAACUGUUUGCUGGGAUGCCCUCUGUUUGGACUUUUCCUUUGUCAGUAAUAUACUUCAGCACAGUAUUUGCAGAAUGAACUUUUUUUCGCACUCCUCUGGAGAGGAGAAAUCCAGAUCUCUCUGUAAGCACACACAAGGUCAGGGACUGUUAAACAGAAGUGACUAUCCGUGUAAACAAGGCUUGGAACAGAACAUACGGUAUGUGCAUGCAGUAAUAUGAGAUACGUACAUUUCCAGCAACAGAUCAAACAGGGUCCAGAAGAUGUGUUUAAAAUUAAAAUCAGCAUGCAGCAGUGUAGACCAAUCCUGAGGACAGAGAUGUCUGCUUCUUUCUGAUGAAAGACUCUGAUCCUUGAGUAAUCUGCAUUUGCAGAGUCCACGGAGCACUGCUGUGGGGAAGGAGGAAGUGGAGUCAGUUACGCCCCUGCCCCCAGAAGAAAUUGGAUGAACCUCCGGGAUGCAGAAACAGGAAAAAUUCUCUGGCAAGGCACAGAAGACCUUUCCGUCCCUGGAGUAGAGCAUGAAGCUCGCGUUCCAAAGAAAAUCUUGAAAUGCAAGGCCGUAUCUCGGGAGCUCAACUUUUCCUCAACCGAGCAAAUGGAGAAAUUCCGUCUGGAACAGAAAGUGUAUUUCAAAGGACAGUGUCUAGAAGAAUGGUUCUUCGAGUUUGGCUUCGUCAUCCCCAACUCCACGAACACCUGGCAGUCCUUGAUAGAGGCAGCUCCAGAGUCACAGAUGAUGCCCGCAAAUGUUCUCACUGGCAACGUUAUCAUAGAAACCAAGUUUUACGACGACGACCUCCUCGUAAGCACUUCCAGAGUGAGACUGUUCUACGUUUGAGAGACGGCCAGGCUGGGGCUCGGGCCUGGUGUAGCUACCCCUGCCCUCACCCGGCUCCUGGCGCCGACUCCCCCCCUGCCCCAGAAAGUGUCACGGGGAAGACCCGCUCCUUCUCUGCCCUCCCUUCAGGCAGCAACCAGCACAGCCGGGUGGCAGCUUCCUCUGCCCGUCCCUCCCCCUCCGCUUUGCUCUUCGCUGGAUGAGGCCGGGCUGCCAGGCCGGCGGCCGUCCGCUCAGACGCAGGGCUGGGGAGGGAAACGGACUCUGUUAGAGACCCAAACCGGUGAGCAAACGGGCAUGGAGGAUCGAGACUGUAAAUUAUGUUUAGGAUUUUUAACAAUCCUUUGUACAUCUCUGUAUCUUAGUACCAGACCUUCCCUUCUCGGCAGGCGAUGCGUCAACUCAGUUUUUCCUCAUUAUUUGUUUUGUUUUGCUGUUUUUAAGUUAAUUCUCUCAGCCGUCUCCCUGUCCCUUCCUGUCUUUUUUUUUUAAACAUUAACUCCAUCUCUUAGUUCUACGAAACUGGUCCAGAGAUCCCCCCCCUCAUUCCCUUUGCUCCUUAAACUUGUAAAAUAGACUGUGAUUAUUACAUAAUGUAAUUAAAAUAAAUUUCUGAAUUAAAAAGCAAACAUUCCUAUCA
Varanus komodoensis (Komodo dragon) is the source of this 3663-nucleotide messenger RNA. RefSeq names its product phosphodiesterase 6D (gene PDE6D). Gene Ontology annotation, biological process: sensory perception of light stimulus. The record is from RefSeq and is a predicted model, not a curated record. Gene Ontology annotation, cellular component: cytoplasm. NCBI's taxonomy places the organism in Eukaryota, Metazoa, Chordata, Lepidosauria, Squamata, Varanidae. The transcript is spliced from 6 exons. Bases 2628 to 3023 code for a protein of 131 amino acids.